Molecule: messenger RNA, 2142 nt
Organism: Microtus ochrogaster (prairie vole)
Lineage: Eukaryota; Metazoa; Chordata; Mammalia; Rodentia; Cricetidae
Gene: Rfk
Product: riboflavin kinase
Biological process (GO): FMN biosynthetic process; riboflavin biosynthetic process
Cellular component (GO): mitochondrion
Molecular function (GO): riboflavin kinase activity
Source: RefSeq, a predicted model, not a curated record
CGUCGCGGUUGUCGCAGUUCCGGCGGAGCGUCCGCCGAGUUCUAGCGGCGGAGGCUGUUCUGCCGGCAGGUACCGGUAGCGGUGGGAAUCCCGCUCCGCCAGCCCAGCUUCUGCAGUAUCCCCGGCUGGCCCGGGCCCAGGCGCCGCACUCACGGCGGCUCCGCCGCAGCCGCGGAGCGAACAGCAGCCCGCGUCCCCCGAGGUUGGCGUCAUGAGGAGCCUGCCGUUCUUCUGCCGCGGCCAGGUGGUGCAUGGCUUCGGCCGCGGCUCCAAGCAGCUAGGCAUCCCCACAGCCAAUUUUCCGGAACAAGUAGUAGACAGUCUUCCGGCUGAUAUAUCCACUGGCAUUUAUUAUGGUUGGGCCAGUGUCGGGAGUGGAGCCGUCCAUAAAAUGGUGGUGAGCAUAGGAUGGAACCCAUACUACAAGAACGUGAAAAAGUCCAUGGAAACCCACAUCAUACACACCUUCAAAGAAGACUUUUAUGGCGAAAUUCUCAAUGUGGCCAUUGUUGGCUACCUCAGACCAGAAAAGAACUUUGAUUCUUUAGAGUCACUUAUUUCAGCAAUUCAAGGUGAUAUUGAAGAAGCAAAAAAACAGCUGGAUUUACCAGAACAUUUGAAACUCAAAGAUGAUAAUUUCUUCCAAGUUUCUAAAAGCAAAAUUAUGAAUGGCCACUGAUGAAAAGUGCCUUAUCUAGCCCCUCGCUGUCGGGUCUCAUUGCUUGUGAUACAGUCUCAUCCUGGUCAUAUUUUAGAUUGAGCCUUUCCCUGUAGCUGUCAAGUGGUCUUCAGCUAUUAACUCCAUCAUGUUAUAUAGUACUAAAAGAUUCAUUCAGAAAUCAAGACUUUUUAAAUGUAGUAUGUGAUGCUAGUGUCGUGUAGUGGAAAUGAAGUCUGUAUGAGUGUGGGUGGAAAAGCAAGUCUCUGUGGGAAAUGAAGCCUGGUUCUCGUUCUCAUAACCAUGUGUGCGGGCGCUGCUGAGCAGGGGCUUUUCCCGGGAAAUGUGCCGCACAGAACUUACCCUGGGAGGAGAAUCUCUAGAGCGUAUUUUUGUUAUUUUGUGUAUUAAUAUAUUUUUGCAGAAUUGCAAACUUGCGAGCUUUGAGUCACCGAUUUCCCCUAAGGUCACUUCCUUUAGUGUCCCAGUGUCUGUACAGAGCCACUUGAGCUGGAAGUGGUCGCACGUGUCCCCGCAUCAGGGCGCUUGCUUCUCUGCACAGAUUUGUUUCAUUUCCUUUUGAGACAGGCUUCCAUUCUGUAGCUCCGGCUGACUUCAGACGAUUCGUAGCGGUCCCCUCUCUUUGCACUGGGAUUAAAGGAACGCACCACCAAGCUUGGUUAUCACACUUUCCUGAAAGGACACAAAAUAUUUGUUUUCUCCUUAGGGAAACCAAUAAAUGGCAUAUGUCGCACAUGUGAAGUGUGGUCCUAUUGUUUUCAGUGGAAAUGUAAGUCUAUUACUCUGUUGAACAGCUACUUAAAUAUAAUUUAAUAAUCAUCUAAAGAGUCCUUGUAGUUUCAGAAGUGGAGAAGUUUUAGCUAAAUAAUAUUUCUCAGUUUCCCCUUACUCUAACUUUUUUGGUGGCUUGAGUUACUAAAGUUGAAAUUGGAUUACCGAUCGUGUUGUGCCUGUCAGCAUUUUGAAUCAUUGUUUGCUCUGUGGCAAUAGAUUUGUUGCUGGGGAGGCCCUGCCUGGUGGGAGGGGCCAUGUUAAAAUAUAAAGGCAAUUUUAACAAUUCACAGACGCACACAUAGGGUGUGGUGCGGGAUGGAUGCUGGACAAGUGCUCUGUCACUGAGCCACAUCCCUAGCUCUGAAAGUAGGAUCUUUGAUGUUGGAAAUUCCAUACUUAACAGAAGCCUUAAUUUUCAGUGGGUUUAUGAAGCAAAGUUACUAACGAGCACGGAAAGUACACGAGUAGAUUUGUUUUUAGUAAGAUAGCUCGCUGCUGUGUUUGAUUAAGUGUAUGGAAGUGCAUUGCUAAUGUCAUCUCACAUUGUGUUACAGCCAUUGCUUUGGAAUUGUGUGGUUGAGAGGUUAGUGAAUUCUCUGGACUUCUCUAUUGUUGAUGUAUUAUAAGAAAUUAUAGUACCACUUUAAUUAGUCUGAAUGUUUUCAGGCCUUGGAAUAAAUUUUGACUGU